Cannabis sativa is the source of this 558-nucleotide messenger RNA. RefSeq lists its product as uncharacterized. The record is from RefSeq and is a predicted model, not a curated record. Lineage: Eukaryota; Viridiplantae; Streptophyta; Magnoliopsida; Rosales; Cannabaceae. The coding region runs from base 1 to 558 and encodes 185 amino acids. The transcript has 2 exons.
AUGGAGAAAGCUUAUGAUAAGAUGAGUUGGAAUUUUAUUGGGGAAGUGCUUGGAAGUAUGAAGUUUGACGAAGUCUUUAUCAGAUGGGUGAAUAAGUGUAUUGAACUUAAGAGAAUGGGGCUUCUCCUCAAAGGUGCUGUUCAAGGAGUUAUCUCGCCGACUUGUGUGCUGCGCCAAGAAGACUCCCUAUCUCUAGCUCUUUUCAUUAAAGCAGCGGAUGUUCUCUCUACACUUUUAAUGGCUAAAAAUGAGGAGGGUGAGAUUGCAGGAAUGAAAAGGAUGAAAAAAGACUCUAUGUAUCUAGGGCUGCCACUUUUCAAAUCCUUGACGAGAUCCAAAGACCUUAACCUCCUUGUGGAUAAGGUGAUGCAGCGAGUUAAAAGUUGGAAAACAAGAUUACUAUCCAAGGCGGGUCGAGCUUGUCUCAUUCAGUCGGUAGGAUCUUCCAUUGCUACUUAUGUAGCAACCUCCGAUGUAAUCCCUAAAACAAUAGCAAGAAGAGUGGAUAAAGAGCUACGAGAUUUCUGGUGGGGUGAUAUGGAGACAAAGAAAACCUAG